Molecule: messenger RNA, 1324 nt
Organism: Capsella rubella
Lineage: Eukaryota; Viridiplantae; Streptophyta; Magnoliopsida; Brassicales; Brassicaceae
Exons: 4
Coding region: 240-1112 (290 amino acids)
Biological process (GO): regulation of flower development
Cellular component (GO): nucleus
Molecular function (GO): protein binding
Source: RefSeq, a predicted model, not a curated record
GUAUAAGAAAAGAGAGAAAAUAAAAAGUUUUUUUCUUUUUGCCAAUUUUGGAUUCUGGUGGUUUUCAGAAAAACAAAACAAAGAUCACGAGUGUCACUUGUGUCCUCUGUAACCGUUUCAUUUGCUCAAUUACACAGAGACCAAAGAAAAAAGACAGAACAUAACACAAAAAUAUUCAAUUGUUUUUGCUCUCUUUCUUCUUCUUCUUCACUGAGAAUCUACGAGGAGUUACACUAACAAUGGAUUCUGAUCUUUACAUCUUUGAUGGGUCUUCAUCUUCUUCUUCAAUCUGCCACAGUACUGAUCCAGAUAUGUUUUCUUCCGACACAACAACAACAACAGAUCUCUUCUGCAACAAUCCUUACCUCAAUCCAUUAAUGGAUGAUCAUCAAUCUUUUAAUCUCUUUGAAAGUUUUACCCCGACGACGAGUCACCAUCUCCUCUCUUCUUCUCCACCAAUCUCUCAGCUCCAAACCUUAACUCUCUCCCACACAAACAGUUUCCCCAACUUCUCCGCUUUCGAAAGCUUCGACGCCGUCAAAACAGAGCAGCUCUUGUUUAACACUCAAUUUGAUGCUCCCAUCAUGGAAGAUUCCUUCCAGAAUCAGAAUUUAUUAAACUCGCCGGAAGAUUCCUUCUUCUCCGGUUACAUGCGACGAGGUUACAGCACCGGAGAUUUACAGAAUUUGAGAAGGGAUUUUACGGGACAGAGAUCAUACUCGAGUCCUUUGGCGGUGGAGAGUUCAUCAACGACACUGUUUUCCGGGGAAGAUCAAAGCUUGAAGGUGGGGCGUUACAGUUCUGAAGAACGUAAAGAAAAGAUCUCAAAGUAUAGAGCUAAACGAACACAGAGAAACUUCACCAAAACCAUUAAGUAUGCAUGCCGGAAAACGUUGGCGGACAACAGACCAAGAGUACGUGGCAGAUUUGCAAGAAACGACGAAGUUUUGGAGAACCCCAAGAUCGCUUCUUCCUUCACUGGACAAGAAAACGACGACGACCUUUGGAAUUUGGAUGGGUUGCAUGAGGAAGAAGAAGCUUGUGUGAACUUAGUGGAGUCUCAGCCUCAGUCUCAGUUGCAAAUGCAAUACAUGACAAACUCCUUAUGGUGAAAGCCUUAAAAUUUGAGAAGGAGGAGCUGAAUAUAUUUUUCCACCGUUUUAAUUAAGUUAGUAUGGAUCAGAAGAAUCAAAUCAUUUCGUAUUAAGCAAUUCAUGGUAGUGAUAUUAAUGGUUGGAUUUACAUGAAGUUGAGUAAUCAUAACUGUAAUCUUUUGCACUGUAAACGUCUCAAAAUGGUAUAAAUAUCCGGCUUGUUAAUUAUA